Messenger RNA from Lotus japonicus, 1444 nucleotides. Its product is annotated as ubiquitin-conjugating enzyme E2 32-like. The record is from RefSeq and is a predicted model, not a curated record. The coding region runs from base 210 to 1145 and encodes 311 amino acids. Lineage: Eukaryota; Viridiplantae; Streptophyta; Magnoliopsida; Fabales; Fabaceae. The transcript is spliced from 5 exons.
GACGCGUCCACCAAAUGCCUACAUUCCCUUCUCACCUAUAUUCUCCGUUCCCACUUCUGAUAUUUUCUCCGCAUCAACACCACUACACACACAACAACAAUGCAUAUUUCUCUAUAAUUCCACCACCGUUCACUGCUCGCAGUUCCGUUUUCACCGCCGCAACAACCACCGGGUCGCUUUGAUUCCAUCGAAUUUCAAUCUUCGCAGCGAUGGCGGACAAGUACAACAUGAAGAACCCCGCCGUGAAGCGGAUUCUCCAGGAGGUCAAGGAGAUGCAAUCGAACCCUUCCGAUGAUUUCAUGAGCCUCCCUCUCGAGGAGAAUAUAUUUGAAUGGCAAUUUGCAAUUAGGGGACCUGGUGAUACUGAAUUUGAGGGUGGUAUUUUUCAUGGAAGGAUCCAGCUGCCUGCGGAAUAUCCAUUCAAACCUCCUUCAUUCAUGUUGUUGACACCUAAUGGUCGUUUUGAGACUCAAACCAAGAUUUGCUUGAGCAUUUCAAAUCAUCAUCCUGAGCAUUGGCAACCAUCAUGGAGUGUAAGGACUGCUCUCGUUGCCCUGAUUGCUUUCAUGCCCACCAACCCAAAUGGUGCAUUGGGUUCAUUAGACUACAAGAAAGAAGAGAGGCGCGCCUUAGCCAUCAAGUCCCGUGAAGCAUCUCCCAAAUUUGGGACUCCUGAACGUCAAAGACUGAUUGAUGAGAUACAUGAGUAUAUGCUAAGCAAGGCACCCCCUGUCCCUCAAGUUAGCCCCACACAGGCUUCUGAAGAACAACCCCCAAUUGAGGAGGACCAGACCCAGGUUCAGUUGCAUAAUCCUGAGGCUUUGCCUGCAGGAGAGGUGAUUCCAGAUCAAUCAGUUGACAGAAUAAUUGAAGAACAAGAAGUCACCGUCAAUGCUAAUCCUAACCCUUCUGAAGUUGAAGCUUCAACAGAGACUCCAUCUAAUGUCGUCUCAAGCAAUCAGUUGCUCCAAAACUCGGAGACAACCAGGGGUCAAAAUCUGAAACCAGAGACAAGGGUUCAAAAACCUGAUGAUCGAUUAUUCACAUGGGCUGCUAUUGGACUUACCAUCGCAAUUGUAGUCCUUUUGCUGAAAAAGUUCAUUAAAUCUACAGAACAUGGUGCAGUUUUCAUGGAUGGAUCUUAAAUGGGUUCCUUGCUCAUAUUGGCUUCAAAGUUUAAUACUACUAGCCCCAUGGAGUCAAACCUAGCUCUUCUAACCUGAAGUGAUAUUUGUCGAUACUUCGUAUGUAUUUAUGUUCUGUAAUUAUGGUUAUAUAAGAAUAGUACAGCUUUUAAAAGUUUCUUAAAUGAACUCCACUCUAUUUAGGGCAUUUAGAGCCCAAAACUUUUGAAAAUCAACCAAUGCUACCUAUGGAAAUUGGUUCUUUAUGUAGGUUGCUCUCCAAAGGGAAUAGAAACUCUUAUCUUUUUUAGCUUCUCAAA